Staurois parvus is the source of this 504-nucleotide messenger RNA. NCBI's taxonomy places the organism in Eukaryota, Metazoa, Chordata, Amphibia, Anura, Ranidae. The record is from the annotation of a GenBank genome assembly.
UUUGACCCUUGCAAACAAUUGUGGUGCAGCCAUCCUGAUAACCCAUAUUUUUGUAAGACCAAGAAAGGUCCUCCUCUCGAUGGGACAGAAUGUGCUCCUGGAAAAUGGUGCUACAAGGGUCACUGUAUGUGGAGAACCACUAACCAAGUCAAACAAGAUGGCAACUGGGGAGCAUGGUCAAAAUUUGGAUCCUGUUCAAGAACUUGCGGUAUUGGUGUCCGAUUUAGAACACGUCAGUGCAAUAGUCCAAUGCCAGUGAAUGGUGGCCAAGACUGCACAGGAUUGAACUAUGAGUAUCAGUUGUGUAACACUGAAGAAUGUCCUAAGCACUUUGAAGACUUCAGAGCACAGCAAUGUCAUCAGAAGAACUCCCACUUUGAAUUUCAGAAUUUAAAACAUCAUUGGCUGCCCUAUGAACAUCCUGAUACCAAUAAAAGAUGCCAACUCUAUUGCCAGUCCAAACAGACAGGAGAUAUUGCAUCAAUGAAGCAACUUGCACAUGAU